CACAGCACAGCCGGACAGGCGGGAGCGACUGUGAUAAUAAUUUUGCCAGUGAGUGGACGAGCAGCCAGCGUCUAAACCAACAAACCGCAACGGUCAAGUAUUUGGGAAUCAGAAUCGCAGACUUCGUCGCCGACACGAAGUUUGGUCUCUGAUCUCACUCGACUUCUUAUUUCUUUCCUUCCGGGCCACCAAACGUCGCCGCCAUGUCGAGCUUCGAGCCGGUUGUCGUCAUCGAUGGCAAGGGCCACCUGCUGGGCCGCCUGGCCAGCAUCGUCGCCAAGCAGCUGCUCAGCGGUCAGAAGAUCGUUGUUGUCCGCUGCGAGGCCCUGAACAUCUCCGGCGAGUUCUUCCGCGCUAAGCUCAAGUACCACGCCUACCUACGCAAGAUGACCCGGUACAACCCGACACGAGGAGGUCCCUUCCACUUCCGCGCUCCCUCCCGUAUUUUCUACAAGGCCGUCCGUGGCAUGAUCCCCCACAAGACCGCCCGUGGCGCUGCUGCCCUUGAGCGCCUCAAGGUCUUCGAGGGUGUUCCUCCCCCGUACGACAAGAAGAAGAAGAUGGUCGUUCCUCAGGCCCUCCGUGUUCUCAGACUGCAGCCUGGCCGCAAGUACUGCACUGUCGGUCGGUUGAGCCACGAGGUUGGCUGGAAGUACCAGGAUGUCGUUGCCAGGCUCGAGGAGCGGAGAAAAGCCAAGGGCGCCGCCUACUACGAGCGCAAGAAGCUUGCGCAGCGCCAGGUCUCCGAGUCCAAGAAGAACGCCACUGUCGACGAGAAGACGGCGGAGGCCCUCAAGGCCUACGGCUACUAAGCUGUGGCCUGUCCCGCUCGUUUCUUGUCGUUCUUUUUCGCGUUUCUAUUUCUAGAUUGGCGUGGUGGCUCACGGGAAAUCAACACUUUUCAUCUGCGACGGAAGGCAUGGCUGGGGGAAUGGCUUUUGUCUCUUUUUAAGUACCCCUCCAGGGGGCUGCAUCACCCCCGGAACAAAGAAAAAAAAGAAAGAAAGCGGGCCCAAUGGACAUGAACUUACAUGAAGGACGGAGACACGAUUCUUCCGCAAAAUCAAACGGGCGCGUCGUCAUUCGGCUUGGGUCUUUCGAGGAGUUAUCGGCAUCGGAUUGUUACCUGCCUGCCGGCCGAUGGCGGCAGGUUUUGGUCCUGUUCAUUGUACCUAGCUCUACCUGGGUGAACAUAUCACCUAGACAGACAACCACUCGAACAGGGUUUUUUAGUGACAUUGCACUGGCGUUGGUAAAUCUAGAGGGUGCGUUGUUUAUACGGCUGUGUGACGGUUUCAUUGUGUUGGGGACUUGUAGUAUCGUCAAAUCCGGCCCUCAGUCGAGGAUCUCGGUCCUUCUUUCG
Molecule: messenger RNA, 1363 nt
Organism: Gaeumannomyces tritici R3-111a-1
Lineage: Eukaryota; Fungi; Ascomycota; Sordariomycetes; Magnaporthales; Magnaporthaceae
Product: 60S ribosomal protein L16
Exons: 5
Coding region: 204-812 (202 amino acids)
Biological process (GO): negative regulation of translation; translation
Cellular component (GO): cytosolic large ribosomal subunit; ribosome
Molecular function (GO): structural constituent of ribosome; mRNA binding
Source: RefSeq, a predicted model, not a curated record